UGAUUAUAUUUAUUGAUCUACUCACUGUCUACCAUGGUGGAUCUCACCACUGGUUAAUAUGCAACCAAGACAAGAAACCCUAUCUCUCAAAUCUCAAAUCACCGUCUUUAUCAAGCCUUCAAACAAAAUACAGUUCAUGUACAAUUUUAAAUCCACAAAAACUACAAAACAACACAAAAAAACACUCGAGAGAUUGUAGAUUUACAGAUCGGCAGGGAGAAUUUAUUCCAGAUGUGUAUGAAAUCGACGAAAUCGGAACCCUACCGUCGGGAGCCACGAAGAGUAGACAACAUUCUGGAGAAGGCGACGCGCAAGCGAGGGCAGACUCGGUGGGUGUAGAAGGUGGACUGACGGAGGAGGUUUUCGAGGGACUCGACGAAGAGGUUGAGGCUUCGUAUCGGCGGUAUGUACAGCGUCAACGGCACAGCCGAGAAGGCAACGGCGAAGAACAGUUGAAGCAUUUGACCCAGGAAGCUGUGAAUAUGGAUGUAGAUGUAGAGGGUAGAUAGAGAAAGUUGUUUAGUUUUAGAGAGAGAGAGAU
Messenger RNA from Ilex paraguariensis (yerba mate), 541 nucleotides. Lineage: Eukaryota; Viridiplantae; Streptophyta; Magnoliopsida; Aquifoliales; Aquifoliaceae. The record is from the annotation of a GenBank genome assembly.